Moneuplotes crassus is the source of this 1734-nucleotide messenger RNA. NCBI's taxonomy places the organism in Eukaryota, Ciliophora, Spirotrichea, Euplotida, Euplotidae. The record is from the annotation of a GenBank genome assembly.
UAUAUAUUCAGCAUGAACGGGGCUAAAGGAAUUAAGGGGGAUAAGAAUGAUCAUGUGGUGAUUCAUUCGUAUUUGACGAAUAUUCAUGCGUAUUGUGAGAGGAAAUAAGAAAAAGAAGGCAGAAUGUACAAAAAGUCACGAUCAAGGUUUUCAAAGCUUAGAAAUGGAUAAAAAUCAAAAUUUCAGAUCAACUAAGUAACAUAACUGGUCAAUUCAAGGAAGAAAGCCUAAGAAGUAGCAUUGAAUCCCUCCCUACAACACAAAAUGAUAAAAUAUCUAAACAGAAAUUAAAAUACAACAUUUACGAAUUGUACAGUAAGAAAAGAAAAAAGUCGAAUAAGAAUAAAAAGAUGAUUUUCAAGUCAUCCAAACUUGUAGACACAGAUGCAGCUAGUACUCUCUAUACCCAAGACACCAAGAGAUGGAAAAUUGGAGUUGAACAGCCGGAAAACAGACUUUCAUUCAUGAAGCGGAUGCAAAAUAACAAAACGACUAAGACUAACAAGGAGAAAUCAUGUGUAAUCCAGAAGAGUAACAAGAAGAAUCUGAAAGAGUCAAGCAUCAGAAUCCUCAAGGCUAACAGUAUUGACAAAAGAGAGAAAUAAAAAUACAUGAAAAUCCCUUCAGAUGACAGAUGUGAAGCGGAAGACUCUCCAUAAGUCUGUCAUGCCGAAGGUCAGGACAGGCCUUCCUCCAGAUGAGAAGGACUCAUCUCAGAAGAGGUCACUCAUGGACCACUUUGAGAGGGUCAAGCCCUCCAAAGUUUUCUCAGAGACUUCUCCGAAUGCGUCGAUCACUUCCGUUCCAAAGGAGUUCCUUACAGAUACUUCUGGAAUGGAAGAGACUGAAAAGCGAGGACUUUGAAAAAGGUUUCACACUAAGAGCCAGUAUUCUGCUCCUACAGGCCAAGGGUACAAGAGUCCUACUCGAAAGCAGUCCAAUAUUAACCAAUAUGAAAUCCCUGUCGCUACCUAUGAUGAGGACUACAGUUUUCAGAACUCAAGGCAAGCAGGAAAUUACAAGUGAUCUUUAUGGAAGAUCCAACAGACUAAAAUCAACAAUAACAUCAAGAAAAUCACUCAGAACAGAGAACAAGAAGAGACUAAUCUCAGCUCUCAUUCUUUAGCAAAUCCUUUAAUGAAAAGACCCCAAAUGGGUGCUUACAAGAGUAACAGGAAAGAAACUAUUCUGAGACUUGAUCGAAGGAGUACUGAAGCAACUCCUUCAGAUAGAGCCAAAGGUUCUGCCUUCAGCAGUAGGAACAAUACUAAAAUCCUCCCUGAUGGCUACAGUCUCCCUCGAGAAGACUCACAGCAUGACCAGAAGAGUGUGGAAAAAGAUAAUCGGAGGAACAAAUUGCUGUAUUCUAACAAAAAUGAUGACGAUUACUACUGUCCGCAGAUUAAGAAUAAUUUCCAGGUCAAGAAAGACACAGCAGAUUUUUUCUUACUAAAUUCUACUCCUUCAGAAGAGAAGAAGUUGACCAUCAGUGGGAUCAGCAGCAGAAAGAAUGACAAUGCUGUGGCACCCAGUGCCAUCUACAGAGUACCUGCUAGGAAAAAGGAAUAUCUCCCUUGGAAAGGUAAUACGAAGGAAGGAAGAUUUCAGCCAAUGUCUCCUCAUUAUGCAUACAAAAAGCUAAACGGAGUUCCCCAAUAUGAAUACCUUGUCCGAGCUGAGAGGGUGAGAGAAAGAUCCUGAAAUAGCUCUAAAAUAAAGUCCCAUUGAAUAUAA